Molecule: messenger RNA, 2162 nt
Organism: Balaenoptera musculus (blue whale)
Lineage: Eukaryota; Metazoa; Chordata; Mammalia; Artiodactyla; Balaenopteridae
Product: exosome complex component CSL4
Exons: 1
Coding region: 11-598 (195 amino acids)
Biological process (GO): RNA processing
Cellular component (GO): nuclear exosome (RNase complex); cytoplasm
Molecular function (GO): RNA binding
Source: RefSeq, a predicted model, not a curated record
AGGGGCACUCAUGGCGCCACCCGUGAGGUACUGCAUCCCCGGCGAACGUCUGUGUAACUUGGAAGAGGGCAGCCCGGGCAGCGGCACCUACACCCGGCAUGGCUACAUCUUUUCGUCGCUUGCUGGCUGCCUGAUAAAGAGCAGCGAGAACGGCGCGCUUCCUGUCAUAUCUGUGAUGAGAGAAACAGAGUCCCAAUUACUGCCAGAUGUGGGAGCUAUUGUAACCUGUAAGGUCUCUAGCAUCAAUUCACGCUUUGCCAAAGUACACAUCCUAUAUGUGGGGUCCACGCCACUUAAGAACUCUUUUCGAGGAACUAUCCGCAAGGAAGACGUCCGAGCUACUGAAAAAGACAAGGUUGAAAUUUAUAAGAGUUUCCGCCCAGGGGACAUUGUCUUGGCCAAAGUGAUCUCCCUAGGUGAUGCGCAGUCCAACUACCUCCUAACCACUGCCGAAAAUGAGCUGGGAGUGGUGGUGGCCCACAGUGAAUCAGGUGUCCAGAUGGUUCCCAUCAGCUGGUGUGAGAUGCAGUGCCCUAAGACCCACACUAAAGAAUUCCGGAAAGUGGCCCGAGUACAGCCUGAAUUCUUACAGACCUAAGAAGCCACACUUUACCCCAUGCAUGGGAGUAAGCUCUUUCCAAGGGUACAUGUGUGAAAGUGACAUCAGGAUGCCGUUGUCUUCAUUCAGGCACCUGGGGCUGGCCAGCAGCCACCUCUAGAAAAAUUUUACUCUGUAGGCAGAACAUUUUUCCUGUGAAUCAUUCAGUGGAUUUCAUUGAGUGAUAAAUUUUCUCUUUUGGAGGCACCAGCAAACCAACUGUAUGAUGGUGGAAAUAGCCUGUUGUUUGUGACAGUCUUAUAAAUAUGUAUUUUUUGCUGUGACAAAGAAAACAUUUUUAUGAAAAGAAUUUUAUGGUUUCUGUUAUAUUGAGUAGGGAAAAGAAUCUAAAGAGUCAUGACACUUAGAGCAGGGUCUUGCCUGGUGGCACCGAUUAACAGACAUGUGUUAUGUGCUUUCUUGCUCUAGACAAUGCCUAAUUGCCGAUCUUUUUUGUAUAUUCUGUUGUACAUACUUUUGCGUGAGUACUUGCUAUGUGUCAGGCACUAGGUUAAGUACUUUAUAUACAUUCCCUCAUUUAGAGAGAUUAUGGUUUAGUGAAAAUUAUGGGACACAUGUGGUGAUUCAGGUAGCAUGUGAGUAAUUCUGAAAGUAAUUUGGUAAACAAAGUAUUACUGGUACAGUAGACACUCCAGGAAAUGUUAAAUCUGAAUUGAAAAGAGGGGUACAGAACACUAUCAUGUGAAGUGGCCAGGAAAGGAUUUGUAACAUGAAGUGAAAGGAAUUAAAGAACUAAGAUAAGUGAGGUGAAGAUAUUCAGAGCAGAGAGAGAAGCCCAAGCAAAGUGCAGAAUCAGGAAUGUACACACAAGCUUGAGGACAAGCAAAGGAUGAGGGUUAAGCAUGGCGAGGUUGCAGAGAGAAUGAAAGGAAAGAUGAAUUAUGUCACUUCUUGAGAUGUUAUUAGGGAGCCCAUGUCUUCUCUGUGAAGUGAGAAUUGUUGGGGUAAGCUUUGGAGUCAUCCCACCUGGGUUUGUGUCCUCUAGUUGCCUUAAGCCGGGUUAUACGUUGUUUUGUUUUUUUUAAUUGAAAUUUUUAUUGACAUAAUUUUAAGUAAUAGCAGUUUUAAGAAAUAAUACAGAGAUCCCGUAUGUACUUUUCCCAGUUUCCCCCAGUGGUGACAUUUUGCAAAAUAAUAAUAUGCUGUACUCUAACAAUCAGGAUGUUGAACUGAUACUUGAGCAAAUUAUUUUUAUUUCUUUAAGUCUGUUUUCUCAUCUGGAAUAGUAUGACCUCAUAGGAUUAUUAUGAGGAAGAAAUGUAUAAAAGUGGUUAGUACACACCAAUAUUACUGUUAUAUAUUAUUGUUGUUAUUAUAUAACUGAUUGUCUUCUAUCAGGUAUCUACUAAAUGCCAGGACUUAAUGCUAGAUACUUCAGUGUAGUUUGUAUUGAUAUAAUCAGUCUCCUAUUGAUAGAUAUUUUUAAACUUUUUUUCUUUUACAGACAGUGCUGCAUAGAAAAUCCCUAUACCAUAUAUCUUUGUGCAUGCCUAUGAUUCUUUUGCAAAACAGAUUCCUAGCAGUGUAAUGCUGAGUAAAAGAA